CUAUAAAACGGGUUUUCCGAACUAAGAACGUUCAGAGAGAUGGAGAUUUGCUGAUAGGUGUUUGCUUUUGUGUAAUCAUGAGUAUAUUGAAGGUUUUACCGUUGAUGUACUUGAUGGUGAAAGCAUCCGCACUAAGGUUACCAGGAUUUGACCCACAGUACGUAAAAGAAUAUAAUGAAAAUUGUGUGUGUCCUACGGAAACUCCCACGAUCAUCAACAGUUUGGAUUCAGAUCAUUUAGGUGUCGAGAGACUAGUUGUUUUCGUAUACAAGAAACCAGACACAGGCGAAAUUAUCAGCUUCAUUCCCCAAAAGGAACAUCAGAGAAAAAUUCCCGAUUUCCCCGACACAUAUGGUCACAUUCAUAAUAUUGACCAAAAUCCGUCGAUUAGAGAUAUAUUUGAAAUCAGUCCGAGUAAAGAUUUACGGGAACAUAAAACAUAUAUUGAACCUGUACCACAGCAUGACAGUAAUAAAGGUAAAGAAAACACUAUAGUUCCUGAUGAUAAAAUACCUAAAGACUUGAACUUUAAUGAACAAUAUUCUAACACUGACAUUAAAAUCCCGACAUGGCAUAUGUCACUUGAUCAAAACAAGGUAAAACCUGAACAUAUUGAUUCAUAUUCACUGCAGAUAUCAGGAGAAAAUGACGACAUAAAGACGGACAUUAUGAUCAAUGACAUUGACAUGGAAAUCCCGAAAUGGCAAGUGCAAAUAAAGAAUAAAGAUAUACCUGAAAACGACCACAAAAUAACAAAAAUUAAUAUUGAUGACAUUGGCAUGAAAAACCCGGAGUCGCCAAUGCAACUUGAUGGGAUUAAAGUUAAACCUGAACAUUUUAUUUUACAUCCAAAUGACCACAAAAAUACAGAAAUUAUGAUUGAUAACAGUGGAAUUAAAAUCCCGAAGUGGCCAAUGCAACUUGAUGGGAUUAAAGUUAAACCUGAACAUUUUAUUUUACAUCCAAAUGACCACAAAAAUACAAAAAUUAUGAUUGAUAACAGUGGAAUGAAAAUCCCGGAGUGGCCUAUGCAACUUGAUGGGAUCAAAGUUAAACCUGAACAUUUUAUUUCACAUCCAAAUGACCACAAAAAUAUAGAAAUGAUCAUUGAUAAUAGUGGAAUGAAAAUCCCAGAGUUUACAAUGCAAUUUGAUGGAGUCAAAGUUAAACCUGGACAUUUUAUUUCACAUCCAAAUUACCACAAAAAUAUAGAAAUGAUGAUUGAUAACAGUGGAAUGAAAAUCCCGCAGUGGCCAAUGCAACUUGAUGGAAUACAAGUUAAACCUGAACAUUUUAUUUCACAUCCAAAUUACCACAAAAAUAUAGAAAUGAUGAUUGAUAACAGUGGAAUGAAAAUCCCGCAGUGGCCAAUGCAACUUGAUGGAAUACAAGUUAAACCUGAACAUUUUAUUUCACAUCCAAAUGGCCACAAAAAUAUAGAAAUGAUGAUUGAUAACAGUGGAAUGAAAAUCCCAGAGUUUCCAAUGCAACUUGAUGGAAUCAAAGUUAAACCUGGACAUUUUAUUUCACAUCCAAAUGACCAAAAAAAUACAGGAAUUAUGAUUGAUGAUAUUGGGAUGAAACUCCCGGAGUGGCAAAUGCAAAUUGAUCAGAGUACAGUUAAACCUGAACAUUUUACUUCAUAUGCCCAGCAUAUCUCAGGAGAAUAUGACCACAAAAAGCCAGAAAUUGUGAUUGACACUGACCUUAAAAUCCCAAAAUUGCAAAUGCAACUUGAUGAAAACAAUGUUAAACCUGAAGCUUUUAUUUCUAAUCCAAAUGAUCACAAAAAAGCAGAAAUCAUAAUUGAUGAAACUGACAUAGAAGUCCCGAAAUUGCAAAUGGAACUUGAUAUCAUUUCACAGCUUGUACCUGGAGGAAAUGACCAAACAAAGACAGAAAUUGUGAUUGAUAAUAUUAAGCCUCCAACACAAGACGUUUCAUCAGAACUCAUACCUGUUUCUGGCAAAGAAUACCCAAAUUCUCACGACACAAACCACGCGUCUGUAAAACCAUUAAUAGAUAAUGAUCUUAAUUUGGAUAAACCUUCAAAAGAUUCAACCUUAUUGGACUCUUUAGAACCUCAAAAUCUGUUUGAAGAAAGUAGCCCAGAACACACUCCAGGCGGAAUUGAAACGAUUUGGCAUAAAGAACAGAAUUCUUUAGACGAAGCUAAUCAUUCCAUUCAUAUCAGACCUCCGCCAACCGAGAGAUUCCAGUUUUCGGGUGAUAAAGAAAUUAAAACUCCAACGUUCCAAAGAAUGAAAGUGCCUAGAAAAGAUAAAUAUGGCAGAAUUAUAGGUUGGACUUACAAGACCAUCAAAACUUAUUGGGAAGGGGGAUCACGUAUCCCUAAUAAUUGGGAGAAAUUUAGAAUAAAUAGGUACAAACCUUUUAAUUACCAUCAUCAAUAUAUAGAAGAUCCAGCCUUCGGCCAUUGGCUUAGAGAGCAACUCAGAAUCACAACUCUCAAUGGUAAUAGAAUACCUACAAGCACAGCAGAUAUCAUAGCAUUGGACAGAGCAAUACGAAACGUUCUUUUGCAAAACGGUUGGAUUGUUACUGGUGAGGGAACUCUUUUAGAUGGCAGCGGUAAAAUAUCAAGCCUUGAUAACUUAAAGCUCAGACCUAUUUUAGUGGGAAAACCAUUUUCUUACGAUCGCUUUAUGAAACAAAGCACACACGAGUCUACAACGUCAUCAAAAGUACCCUAUUUAGAAGGAUUGUUACUCACAAUGAUACAGCCUGCAAAAAUUUUAGGCAUCGUACCCUUGUCCAUUUCUCCACACAAACAUCAUUCUGAGGCUAGUGUCAAUGAGCGUAGUUCCAAAGCCGAAAAUGGAUUAUUGAGAGUUUUGCCUAUUGAAGAACUAGUAUCGUUUAGAAAAGAUUCCCAAAAGUCAAAGACAAAAAAACCUCAGGUCUCAAGCAAAAACAAACCUAAAGGACCUCAGGGCUCAAGCAAAACUAAAUUUAAAGACGCUGCAUUACUGAGACAAGCCUUGUCAGAGAUACAGCAACCGCAAUACGCAAAGGGAUCCCUAACAACAUUGAAACAACGAAAAGGACAAGUAAAGUACAUGGAUUAUGGAAAGGAUGGUAUUCAUAGAAUUAUAACUCCUGAGAUGCCAGAGUGGAGGAUAAUAGGAGGUAAUUCUGCAACCAGCAGUGGUACUCCAUUAGAAUGGAAGGGUAGAUCUGGUUUAUAUGGAUAAAUAAGCUAAGUUUGGAAAAAUAUCCCUAAUUGUGUCAAUAUUAAGUAGAGUUAAGUUAAUUAGAUUAUUAAA
Messenger RNA from Cydia strobilella, 3287 nucleotides. RefSeq lists its product as uncharacterized. Bases 78 to 3215 code for a protein of 1045 amino acids. The record is from RefSeq and is a predicted model, not a curated record. The transcript has 5 exons. Lineage: Eukaryota; Metazoa; Arthropoda; Insecta; Lepidoptera; Tortricidae.